AUGCACAAGCAUCCGUUGCUUACACACGUUCCGUUGAUGACAGUUCCGAGUAACUUUGUGAUGGAGCGUGGAGAGGAGGAACUGGUUGUUGAUGAUAGUUUCAUGACCGACUAUGCCAUUCAGAUACAAGCAAUUGGAGCUGCCGCACGAUGGCUGGACGUUGAGGACGGUUGGGAUGGCCCAAAGUACCUUCGUGAAAAGUCGUGGCUGAUCGACAUGCUCGAGCAUGCGUUUCUUCCUGAUCAGAUGACAGGGUGGAAUGGAAAGCGUCAAUUUGAGUUGUUGUCCCUGAAAAUGCCGCAACCACUGGAGUCGUGGGAGAGCGAGGAGCAGAAACGGGCUCGGGAGAUGGUUGAAAGAACAGUAGGAGGGUGCUGGUGCUUGAAGUUGGCACAUGGGAUAUCGGGAAAGUUUUUCGAUGACACGUUGGGAAUGCUCUGGAGGAGGUACGACGGAAGCGAUUGCGUGGAAGGAACUUAUGCAGGGUGGAUGCGUUGGGCGGAGGUGAGCUGCAAGCAGGACAAUCCCACGAAACCGAUGGAGAUGCCGGUGUUUGAGCCUACUAUGGUGGGGAGACUCGCAGACCAUCUGUAG
This is a messenger RNA of Marasmius oreades (fairy-ring Marasmius), 594 nucleotides long. RefSeq lists its product as uncharacterized. The coding region runs from base 1 to 594 and encodes 197 amino acids. Lineage: Eukaryota; Fungi; Basidiomycota; Agaricomycetes; Agaricales; Marasmiaceae. The transcript has a single exon. The record is from RefSeq and is a predicted model, not a curated record.